This is a messenger RNA of Symbiodinium sp. CCMP2592, 6150 nucleotides long. The record is from the annotation of a GenBank genome assembly. NCBI's taxonomy places the organism in Eukaryota, Dinophyceae, Suessiales, Symbiodiniaceae.
AUGGCGCACCGCCCCAGUGGCCAGACGCUUGCCGGCGCUGAAGGCCACUUCGACCGUUGCCAAAGGAAUAAGGUCGGUGGGUGGAUGAUGCUGAGGAGCGGUCGUAGUAGUAGUGGCAACAAGCUGAACUUGAAGUUUCUUUUCAUUCUGUUUGGUUGCACUGUCGCUGUCACCACAACGGCGGCCUGGCGCUCCUCGACCUGGCAUCCGUGGACGAGCUCCCAGCCAAUUUCCGAUGCUACUUCCUUGCUUCCUGAUUACUUGGUGGAAGCUGCUGAGUCUCUGGAGCUUGCCCGUCGUCUCUGGCCCAAGAAGACCUCUGCACCCAACUAUCCAAUGGCGAUGAGCCUCCAAAAGUCUGUGGCGCUGCGGCGCCUUCGCGCCGACUGGCAAGAACUCCAAGAGCAUCCCCUGCGUGGGAUCGCAGCAGCACCACUCGCUGAGAAUCUGCAGGAGUGGCAUGCCAACCUCACCCCAGAGCAUGGCCACUACGCAGGGCUGCUGCUACAUGUGGUCCUGACGUUCCCGGACAACUACCCGACGGAUCCUCCCAAGGUCCGGCUCCGCACCAACAUCCCCCACUCGAACGUCAUCCCACAGCUGGGUCAGGAGAAGAACUUCAUUUGCAUCGACAUGUUGAAGAACUUCUUCUGGAUGGGCGGCGAGGACAGCAGCAGACUCUACGAGGGAUGGAGCACUGCUUACAGCGUCUCAUCCAUCCUCCUACAGGUUCAGUGCUUCCUCUUCGAUGAGUGGGCACAGAACUACGACGGCGGCUACAAGCACACCUUGUGGGAUGCCGUCAUUGAGGAGGGCGGCCACCGAAGGAGUGCCCAGGAGGUGCGUCAGCGCUUGCAGCGCGCUCAAGAGGAGGCCGUGGCCUUGACGUGCAGCUGUGGGCACUGUGGGACCAAGCCGUGGCCCGUACUCGAGGUUCGCAUGGGCAGGGUUCCUGGCAUCCACUUGGUCGGGGACACUCCGGUAGCGCACGACGUCACUUUCCACAUCGACCGUGUCCUCACAGACGGCAAGAUGGAGGUGACACCGAAGGGCGGCAAAUCUCUCACCGUCACGGCCUCGCACUUUGCGCCGGGCCCCUUUCCUUGGAGCCAAGAGCCACCCAAAAGCCAUACAGCCGCCGCCUCGCAAGCCGUUCAAGCGCUGGCGAAAAAGCCGAUCGAAUGUCAGCUGGACUGCCUGGAAGUAGAGAGCUCGGGCUGCAGUGCAAUGCUGGAGUCCAGCUCGGAGCCUUCGAAGCAGCAGUGUGAGCGUGAGCUCCCUCUUCCUGGCUUCCGGGGCCCUUCCCCUCGCAAGAUCGAGAGAGCCUAUGGCAUCUUCGUGGACAUCGGGGCAGCAGAAGCGGGUUUGGUGCACGUCUCACGGCUCGGCUCCCUGGACAUCUCGCAGACCCAGCUCGGAAACGAGGUGUCCGUGCAGAUCCUUGCGCAGCAGCCCAAGCUGCAGUUGGCAGGGCCCACCCCGCAGGUGGCCGAGCUACAGUCUGUCGUGGUGCCGAUGCAGGUACUGCCCCGGCCACAGGCUCAAACUGCGAACGACGAAAUGCUGCUCCCAGGCAACCUUGCCGCUCUGCCAAAGCCGCUCUUCGCGCGAGUGCUGCUGCAAGGCCUGAACUUGGCAGACUUGGGUCAGUUGACUCAUGCAUCAAGAUCGUUGCGAGCUAUGUCAGAGCAGGCUUCGAACAUCUUCUGGGACCUUCGCAGCCUCUGCUGCUUCCAUACCCGCACCCGCUUCGAUGAAGACGGCUGUGUCCUGGGUGUGGGGGUUGCCAUCACUGAGGAGGAUGGCCGGAAUCACCUCACCUGCGACUUUGAUCCGAUCUCGAAGCUGGCUUUCCAUGAACUUGGUGUUCGCAAAGGCGUCUGGAAGAAUAAGAUCUCAUACUGGCUACCGCUGGCCAUCGACGCCCAGCAUUUCCAGUGGGCGACAGCUUCUUUGAGCAAAGUCCUCCAGGUGCUGGGCACCGGGAAAGUGGCGGAGCAGACGCGGUCCUUUGGCCGGAAGCCUGGGCGGAUUGAGCCCGCGCAGUCCAGCGUCCCAGCCCUCAGCUUCGAUGAGUGGCUGCAGUCCCGGGCCAAGAAGUCUGAAGCAGCGAAAGCCAAGUUCGAAGCUUUCCUUGCCGGGACGCUCGAGCUAGAGGAGAAGGUUCCAGAGAAGGCUCCCACUCCGCCUAAGCCCAGCUUCGACGCAUCGGUGGUGUUGGAUGUGCUUCCCAAGCUGAUGAAUUCCCAAGUGGUCUUCCUCAUGAAGGGUGAAACUUGGGCGUCGCGCAAGGCACUUAGUGGAUACAUGGGCUUCCACCAUCUCUUGCUUUGCAUCUGCCGCGAUGAGCCAGCGGUGCAGGCGGAGCUGGAGAAGCGCAUUGAGAAUUUCAUGGCGGCGGAGGAAGAAAGGGUGAAAUCCAAGGUCCCGAACUUGGGGGAAUUUAUCUUCUUGAUUGCGGCGUCUACUAAGCGCGAUUGGCCCUCAGUUGCAGACCCUCUUCUUGCAGAGGUCUUCGACAGAAACGUCCUUUGGCUCCUGAAGAAGUACCCACAUUUCGGCCAGCUCAGUGAUGUGGGCGUCAGCAAGGAGCGCCUGCGGGCGACCUUCGACACAGCUCUGGUCUCCAUGCGGCUGAUCAUGUUCAACGCCUGGUUCCUGAACAACGUGGCGAAGCCUGCGGGCGAGGAGGGCGUGGCUCCGCUGCUCCGCUACGAGCGGACCGCAGUGCGGAGAAUUUGCGAGGUUAACACCUGGGAGGCCUACUUCGAUUCCCUUGGCAUCAAGCGCAUCGCUCCCUUGGAGCUGUGCCGCUGGCUGCGGCAGAGCGUACUGAAUUCUUCCCGGAAGGGCUAUCACAGACCGGGUGGUCUUGCACUUCUGGGCUCUGCCACAAAUGCCUUCGUCACCGCUCCGCAGGAGGCCAACGCACCGAGCCUGCGCGGCACUUCCGUGGCCCAGUCUCAGGCCCAGGCGGCGGCCUCGGGGAGCUCCCUCUCCGUGCAGUGCUGCUGGCCAGCGCCUUCAAUAAGGUCAAACGCUCUCGCCGCCGGUGGUGCGGUUGCCGCGGCAGCUGUGGCUGCCAGCCGCCCAGGACGCCAGACACGCAGCACCAUCCUCCCUACAACCGUGGUGCCAGUGAAGGAGAGCCGGGUGGCCCGCAAGGCAUUGGACCAGUCCAGCCGAUAUGCAGAUCUGUCCCUGGACGAGGCCACGCUUAUCAAGAACGGCAAGCACGUGCUGGUUGCGUACAUCAUGAAGCCGAAGGCGGGCUACGACUACCUGGCCACCGCCGCCCACUUCGCCGCCGAGUCCUCCACCGGCACAAACGUGAAUGUGUGCACCACCGACGACUUCACGAAGUCGGUGGAUGCCCUGGUGUACUACAUCGACCCUGACAGCGAGGAGAUGAAGAUCGCCUACCCGACCCUGCUGUUCGACCGCAACAUCAUCGAUGGGCGUGGCAUGAUGUGCUCCUUCCUGACCCUGGCCAUCGGCAACAACCAGGGCAUGGGCGAUGUCGAGUACGGCAAGAUCUACGACUUCUACCUGCCCCCGUCCUUCCUGCGCCUGUAUGAUGGGCCAGCCGUGAAUGUGGAGGACAUGUGGCGCAUCCUGGGCAAGGGCACCAGCAACGGUGGCCUCGUGGUGGGCACCAUCAUCAAGCCCAAGCUCGGCCUGCAGCCCAAGCCUUUCGGCGAGGCCUGCUACGCAUUCUGGCAGGGCGGUGACUUCAUCAAGAACGAUGAGCCGCAGGGCAACCAGGUGUUCUGCCAGAUGAACGAGUGCAUCCCCGAGGUCGUGAAGGCGAUGAGGGCUUGCAUCAAGGAGACCGGUGUUGGUAAGCUGUUCUCGGCCAACAUCACCGCGGAUGAUCCAAACGAGAUGAUCGCCCGCGGCAAGUACUGCCUGUCCCAGUUCGGACCUCUGUCCGAGAACUGCGCAUUCUUGGUGGAUGGAUACGUCGCAGGAGGCACCGCCGUGACCUGCGCCCGCCGCAAUUUCCCCAAGCAGUUCUUGCACUACCACCGAGCCGGACACGGAUCCGUGACCAGCCCCCAGACCCAGCGCGGCUACACCGCCUUCGUGCACACGAAGAUCUCCCGAGUUAUCGGUGCGUCCGGCAUCCACACUGGCACCAUGAGCUUCGGCAAGAUGGAGGGCGAUGCCUCCGACAAGAACAUCGCCUUCAUGCUUCAGGACGAUGAGGCCGACGGCCCUUACUACCACCAGGAGUGGGAGGGCAUGAAGCAGACCACUCCCAUCAUCUCCGGUGGCAUGAACGCCCUGCGUUUGCCAGCCUUCUUCGAGAACCUUGGCCACUCCAACGUGAUCCUGACCGCCGGCGGUGGCUCCUUCGGCCACAAGGACGGACCCAAGCCUGGUGCCAUCUCCUGCCGACAGGGCGAGGAGGCCUGGAAGGCCUGGAAGGCCGGACAGUACGGCAACAUCAGCCUGAGCGAUGGCGUCAUCGAGUUCGCCAAGACCCACGAAGAGAUCAAGGGUGCCUUCCUCACCUUCCAGAAGGACGCCGACCAGAUCUACCCUGGCUGGAAGGAGAAGCUCGGCUACACUGGCGAGUCCUCCGUGCAGGCGGCCAGCUUCGACUGGGCUAAGAAGGCCUCCGCCGCGGCCUUCGUCGGUGCCAGCGUGGCCCCCGCCAAGAAGGAGAGCAGCGUCUCGCGCAAGGCCCUGGAUCAGUCCAGCCGCUAUGCGGACCUGUCCCUGGACGAGGCCACCCUGAUCAAGAACGGCAAGCACGUGCUUGUUGCGUACAUCAUGAAGCCGAAGGCGGGCUACGACUACCUGGCCACCGCCGCCCACUUCGCCGCCGAGUCCUCCACGGGCACGAACGUGAACGUGUGCACCACCGACGACUUCACGAAGUCCGUGGAUGCCCUGGUGUACUACAUCGACCCUGACAGCGAGGAGAUGAAGAUCGCCUACCCGACCCUGCUGUUCGACCGCAACAUCAUCGAUGGCCGCGGCAUGAUGUGCUCCUUCCUGACCCUGGCCAUCGGCAACAAUCAGGGUAUGGGCGAUGUCGAGUACGGCAAGAUCUACGACUUCUACCUGCCCCCGUCCUUCCUGCGCCUGUAUGAUGGGCCUGCCGUGAACGUAGAGGACAUGUGGCGCAUCCUGGGCAAGGGCACCAGCAACGGUGGCCUCGUGGUGGGCACCAUCAUCAAGCCCAAGCUCGGCCUGCAGCCCAAGCCUUUCGGCGAGGCCUGCUACGCAUUCUGGCAGGGCGGUGACUUCAUCAAGAACGAUGAGCCGCAGGGCAACCAGGUGUUCUGCCAGAUGAACGAAUGCAUUCCGGAGGUCGUGAAGGCGAUGAGGGCUUGCAUCAAGGAGACCGGUGUUGGUAAGCUGUUCUCGGCCAACAUCACCGCGGAUGAUCCAAACGAGAUGAUCGCCCGCGGCAAGUACUGCCUGUCCCAGUUCGGACCUCUGUCCGAGAACUGCGCAUUCUUGGUGGAUGGAUACGUCGCAGGAGGCACCGCCGUGACCUGCGCCCGCCGCAAUUUCCCCAAGCAGUUCUUGCACUACCACCGAGCCGGACACGGAUCCGUGACCAGCCCCCAGACCCAGCGCGGCUACACCGCCUUCGUGCACACGAAGAUCUCCCGAGUUAUCGGUGCGUCCGGCAUCCACACUGGCACCAUGAGCUUCGGCAAGAUGGAGGGCGAUGCCUCCGACAAGAACAUCGCCUUCAUGCUUCAGGACGAUGAGGCCGAUGGCCCGUACUACCACCAGGAGUGGGAGGGCAUGAAGCAAACCACUCCCAUCAUCUCCGGUGGCAUGAACGCCCUGCGUUUGCCAGCCUUCUUCGAGAACCUUGGCCACUCCAACGUGAUCCUGACCGCCGGCGGUGGCUCCUUCGGCCACAAGGACGGACCCAAGCCUGGUGCCAUCUCCUGCCGACAGGGCGAGGAGGCCUGGAAGGCCUGGAAGGCCGGACAGUACGGCAACAUCAGCCUGAGCGAUGGCGUCAUCGAGUUCGCCAAGACCCACGAAGAGAUCAAGGGUGCCUUCCUCACCUUCCAGAAGGACGCCGACCAGAUCUACCCUGGCUGGAAGGAGAAGCUCGGCUACACCGGCGAGUCCUCCGUGCAGGCAGCCAGCUUCGACUGGGCCAAGAAGGCUUAG